CCGGCCGGCCAUGAGCGAGAAGCAGGUGAGGCAACUUCGGGCUACUCGAGCCAGAUCGCGCGCGCACUGGGUCAAGGAGAACAUCGGCAACUUCGGUGGCGAUCCCGACAAAGUGACCAUCGUGGGCCACGGCACGGGCGCCGCCCUCGCCAACUGUUGCUCAUCUCGCCCGUCGCGAAGCGAGGCCUGUUCCCCGCGCCAUCCUAAUGACGGCUCGGCGCUGAGUCGCUGGGCGGUGACGUGGGACCCCUACACGUACACGAUUCAAGGUUUUUAG
Penaeus vannamei (Pacific white shrimp) is the source of this 277-nucleotide messenger RNA. The record is from RefSeq and is a predicted model, not a curated record. NCBI's taxonomy places the organism in Eukaryota, Metazoa, Arthropoda, Malacostraca, Decapoda, Penaeidae.